AUGCCGGAGAAAAAGAAGAGCAGCCGACCAAAGAAGUCUCCGAGCAGUGCGACGUCAUCUCUCACGUCUUCUGAUACUGGAUCCAAGAAUCAGAAGGAAGAACGUCGUAUGGGAUCGCAGCCGUCGAAGCGCAACGGCUCCGGUUUGGCUGAGCCAGUUUCGGUGGGUUUUUGAUUAGGUUCAGGGGUUGAAUGUUGUGAAAAAACAGCGCGUCAGUACUUUAACUGUUUUAGAUUUCUAGGAACUCGACAGUGGCCUCUAUAGGGGCAAACACAGGUGUCCUUGUAGGUCUCUAUGAGAAAAAGCAUUUCCAUGCUAAAAACUCGAUGAACACUAUUUCCAUGAAAAAUAUCAAAAGAGUCGUGGCAGACUAUACACUUUUAAUUUGAAUCUGCAGAUAUCGUAGAUUACUGUUUCAGAGUACUCAAUUAAAGGGUAGAUGGUCGAUUAUUGCUGUGCCGGAAAAUCUUCUUAACAAAAUUCUUCCUAAAAAAAUAUUCAAAAGCUUUUUUUCAAAUCUCACAUUUUCGCUGAGUAGUUGAAAAUCAGACAGUUUUUAUGAAAAGAGAAGCUUUUUAUUCGAAAUAUGUACAAUCCACAGUGAAAAAUGCAAAGAUUUCCUGACUUUUUGUUGAGUUUGAUGAGGACUUUGAAAACUUCAGGAAGGAGCUGAGAAAUGGGCGGAAGCCGUGAUUCGUCCAGACGACCACGAUGUUCCGUCGAUGCGAGAGCCCAUCAAGAAAAAAAUGUCAAAGGUUCUUAUUUUUAUUUUAUUUCAUUUGAUUUUUGGUCGACUGAAUUUUCAAAAGUUUUGAUUUUUCAAGCUAUGCAUUUUACUAAUUCAAUUCUUUCUGAGAAAAGAAAUAUAUCCACAGGCAAGCGGAACCCGAAAGUUGGGCCUUCUCCUCAAGAAAACGGUGAAAACCGAAGGUUGAAGAUAAAGCUAACCGAGGGAGUCGUUCAGGUCAGCUCUUUCCUUAAUAAUCACGAUCGACCAUGUUUUUCAGGACUACAUCAACUUGGAGAAGGCAAUUCAUCGCCUGGAGCGGAAAAACGUGCUGAAGAAGUACGAGUCGCAGACGAUCUACUCGGACAAUCUGAAAAACACGGUCGAACAGCUCGAAGCCGUGCUCAAAGAGCUGCGGAAGCAGACUGAGCGCGAGAAGUCGGACCUGAAGAACAUCGAGCAGCCGUCGGUCAAAGAUUUCUUGAAACAGCAGGUUUGGCUUCCGUUUUUCUUCAUGCAAGUUGAACUUUCAGGGUCAAUGGGAUGAGAGGCACAAAAAAGAGAGGACAGAGUAUAUGGAGGCGGAAAAUCGACAGGAAACUGUUCAGAAGGUUUAAAUAAUGGAACAAAUUUUUUUAUUCAAGAUAGAGCGGCUUUUUUGUUACUGAAUCUUAAGCAAACAUUUUUUAAAAACACUGGAAAACAAAAUUUCAUCAUAGAAGGGCUAACAGCGUCGCAGUCGUCCUGCGGCCAGGCCUCUCCCCGAACCAAAUAAUUUUAUUUAUCACUUUAAAAUUCUCUGCGCGCAAGUCGUUUAAUGUCGGGCGCUCUUCGAAGCAACCCUUUGCUGUUGUUCCGCGUUCAGCCCUUUUAUGUGCAUCCGAAAAUAGUGUGCUCAAAAUGUUCUCACCAGUCUGUUCAAAUGACCAGAAAAAAAUUAUUUUUUUCAGGACUUUUUUUCUUUUUUUCCGAAACGUUUCAAUAUUUUUUUGACUUUCAUUAAUAAAAUAGUAUUAAAUAAAUUUAAAAAAAUAUAUGAAUGAUAUCAAGGAGCUCAACUUGGCAAGGAUAAACUACGACAACGCCCUGAAGGUCAUGGAAAUCUACAAGCAACAGACGGACAAUUUGAACGCUCUCUACGAUAAACAGGACAAAAUGCUUGGUUUUUUCCCAAUUAAAAAUUAUGAAUUUUGUUUUGUUUUUAGAAGGGAUUUUUGGUCCGGAUUACGCUUCGGAGAAGGAAAAAUGUACUGGAGGGUGA
Messenger RNA from Caenorhabditis auriculariae, 1988 nucleotides. The record is from the annotation of a GenBank genome assembly. Lineage: Eukaryota; Metazoa; Nematoda; Chromadorea; Rhabditida; Rhabditidae.